Melitaea cinxia (Glanville fritillary) is the source of this 1626-nucleotide messenger RNA. Its product is annotated as putative inorganic phosphate cotransporter. Gene Ontology annotation, molecular function: transmembrane transporter activity. The record is from RefSeq and is a predicted model, not a curated record. Gene Ontology annotation, cellular component: plasma membrane. The coding region runs from base 1 to 1626 and encodes 541 amino acids. Gene Ontology annotation, biological process: monoatomic anion transport; transmembrane transport. The transcript has 10 exons. Lineage: Eukaryota; Metazoa; Arthropoda; Insecta; Lepidoptera; Nymphalidae.
AUGAGAAACGGUAAAGACAAUGAUAGAACUGAUUUACGUAACAAAACUACGGACGGUUUCACUGACUUUAAAGGAUGGGGUUACAGACAUUCACAGUGUCUCAUUCUCUUCUGUUGUUUAACAACUGCCUACAGUAUGAGAGCUUGUAUGGGAGUGGCUUUGGUGGCUAUGGUUGACUCAGAUUUAAACACCCAACACGCAUUAAAUAUAAAUAACUCACUAACAGAAAACAAUAUAAAUGGAACUUUGUAUGCUGUUAAUGGAAUCAAUAUUGAAAACACGAAUCAAACAGAAUCGAAUCAAAAGAAUUCUGGUGGUUUUCUUCAUUCACUUCUUUUGGUACCACCCUAUCCCAAACUUAAUUGGAAUAAGAAGACACAAGAUACAGUAUUGUCAUCAUUCUUUUUUGGAUAUAUGUUGCUGCAAAUUCCAGCUGGUCAGUUAGCUCAUUUCUUCGGAGCGAGAUAUUUGCUUAGUGGUGCUCUCUUUGUAAACUGUUUAAUGUCCUUCUGCUUACCCUGGGCAACUAUCUACGGAGGUUGGAUAUUGACCGCAAUAUUCAGAACAGUUCAAGGUUUGAGUCAAGCGUGUGUUGUUCCGGGUAUGCACACUAUGUUUGGGAAAUGGACAACAUUAGAAGAAAGGGGAAGAUUAGCUGGUUUAGCGUACGGAGGUCAAGCACUGGGAGCUGUUCUUGGACUACCAAUCACAGGCUUCAUCGCCGCGUCUCCACUUGGCUGGCCGGGAAUCUUCCGUUUCUACGGAAUUCUCUCUGGAAUAGUUGGUGGAGCGAUCCUGGUUUUAAGUGCUAACAGUCCAGCAGAACAUCCGAAAAUAUCAGCCGCUGAAAGACAAUAUAUCGAAGGAGGCAUAGGAAACAAUGAAAAUAGUAAAAAGAAACUUCGUGUUCCUUGGGGCUCUAUACUUCGAUGUCGAGGAUUGUAUGCCAUAAUUUUAGCCCAUAUUGGUAAUACAUGGGGUCAACUCACGCUGUACUCUGAGGUCCCUGCAUACAUGGACAAAGUUAUGGGUGUAAAUAUUAAAGCGAACGGAGUUUUGACUGCGCUUCCCUUUCUCGCUAUGUGGUUUACUAAUUUCUUCUUCAGUUGGUUCACUGACAUGCUUAUUGUUAAGAAAAUUCUAAGUGUUAGGAGCACAAGAAAAUUGGCUAAUUCAAUGGGAAGUAUUCCAGCUUGCAUAGGAUUAAUUGCAUUGGCAUACGCUCCUCGAAAUAUUUACGUAGUCGAAGCCUUAUUAAUAUUUAUAUGUAGCUUCAAAAUAGCAACAAACGUAGGUUUUACGAUCAAUCAUAUCGACAUAUCGAGUAAUUUCUCUGGAGUCAUGAUGAGUUUAAGCAAUUUCAUGUCAAACGUCUUUGCUUUAUUCGCUCCUAUUGUCGCAGGAUAUAUUCUAACUGAUGUGACUGACGUAAAGCUGUGGCGAAAAGUCUUCUUUGUAUCCGCUGGUUGGUACUUCUUCACAAAUCUAGCGUACGUUAUCUUUGGUAUAGCUGAGAGGGCGGAUUGGGACAAUCCUCCAGAAGAAACAUAUGACGUUGAGGAUGCCAAAGAAAUGGAACCUAUGAUAAAAGACGAGAACACGAGCAACGGGGAGAAGAAAUCGUGA